This is a messenger RNA of Drosophila eugracilis, 3845 nucleotides long. It is a transcript of the gene Su(z)12, whose product is annotated as polycomb protein Su(z)12. The transcript is spliced from 6 exons. NCBI's taxonomy places the organism in Eukaryota, Metazoa, Arthropoda, Insecta, Diptera, Drosophilidae. The coding region runs from base 458 to 3136 and encodes 892 amino acids. Gene Ontology annotation, cellular component: nucleus; ESC/E(Z) complex. Gene Ontology annotation, molecular function: chromatin DNA binding. The record is from RefSeq and is a predicted model, not a curated record.
AAUACAGUGUUGGCUAACAUCCAAAGUGGCAUAUGAUGCCGCUUGAUAGACAGCAGAAAAAUUGCUUUGCGUUAUUUGAUGUCAAUUGAAAGUGCUUAAAACUCAUUUACAUAUAAAUAAUCCAAAAGAAUAAUAUGAACAAAUAGUAAGGUAAAGUGUGUUACGGCAAGUAAUCAAAGUAAAAACAUUCAUCAUGCAGUCGUAGCGUUGCAAGUACGCCCAUAAUAACGCUGAGACUAAAGCAAAAGAUUUCGCGCCGAAAAGGAGAACGGCAAAAACACGCAUAGAUCUGCAAAAAACUGACGUAAACCGUUUCUAAAUGGACUCUGUUGCUGGGAAAAUGUGUUGAAACUGAAAGCUAGUGCGUGCGGUUGUAAUUGUGAUCCGUGGAAUCCGUACCGACCCAAUACCAUAACCACCCCUCAUCACCCCGGCCCCUUGCCAACACACAAACACAAUGGCCCCAACGAAAAAACGCGAAAAAGACAAUAAUGUUGAUGGGGCUAUGGCAAAUGGCCUAAAUGGCAUGUCCCAUGGAUCACAUGAUCAGGAUACAGGAAAUGCUAGCUCUACUGUACCGCCCACUGCCGAGAGUCAGGUCAAACUCAAUGGACACCAGCAGGAGCAGGAACUCUUUUUGCAGGCCUUUGAGAAACCCACGCAAAUCUAUCGCUACCUGCGCAACCGACACGAGACAAAUCCCAUUUUCCUGAACCGAACGCUCAGCUAUAUGAAAGAACGUAUGUCGCGGAACAACAAAAAGCGGGCCAGCUUUCAGGUGAACUCAAUGCUCGAUAGCAUUACUCAAAAAUCGGAGGCGGUGAGCCAAAACUACCUGCACGUCAUCUAUGAUUCACUUAAUGAGAAACACCAGACGACGACUACCAACGAUUCUGGGGAAGAUUUGCUUCAGGAACAGCUGCUGUGCGACGCAGGGGAAUCUGUAAGUGUGGAGACAACACUCUACAAGAUCACACGCAGCAAGCGAAAGGAUAGUACACUGGACUUCCAGGAGCUCCUCAGCAAAAACUCAAAGAUUGUAUACAACCCAAAGGAUCGCGUUGUUGAGCAUGCCACAAUCAGCAUUCCCCUGCAGACGAUGCGACCCAUGGGUGAUCAGCACACACUGUACAAACUACUGUUUCGCAUCAAAGUGCUGGCACCUAGUACUUGCAACGAUGAAAACGCAGAAACACCCCCGAAUAAGCGGUCACGUCGAAAUGAAAAGAUUUUCGGCUCGGAGUUGAUAUUGUAUGAGAAGUCCAGCGGCUUUAUUACCGAAGGAGAGUAUGAGGCCAUGCUGCAGCCUCUAAAUUCAACCAGUAUCAAAUCCUUCUCACCAAAGAAAUGCACCUGGGAAACGAUGCCCGAUAGCUACAUUCCACUCUCGCUGACUUAUGAUGUUUACCAGCAGAGUCCCAUGCUUAAGUUCCAUCUUACGCUCUCCAAUGAGCAGUUGCCCGAUGUUAUUUCUGCCCCGGAGCUACAGCGAUAUGUCCAUUUGGAUGCGGUUUCCGAAAUGAAUCACAAUAACAAUAACUACAGCAACAACAACAAUUGCAGUGGAUUAAAGAGUGGUGGCGGAGGAAGCAGCACCUUAUGCAAAUCCACGCCAGAGCACAUUCAAAUCGUGUACAAUUUCAUGUACAGCAAUAAUACACGUCAACAGACCGAGUACACUCAGGAGUUAAACUGCCCGUGGUGCGGAUUGGACUGCCUGCGUCUUUAUGCUUUGCUGAAGCAUCUGAAGCUUUGCCACGCCCGCUUUAAUUUCACCUAUCAACCGGCUGGAAGUGGCGCACGCAUCGAUGUCACAAUUAAUGAUGCCUACGAUGGAUCGUAUGCUGGAUCACCUUACGACCUGGCCGGUCCAUCUGGUUCCUCCUUCGCCCGCACCUGUGGCCCCGUGCGUCGCACUUCGGUCACAAGCCUAAUGGUGUGCCGGCCAAGGCGACAAAAGACCUGCCUGGACGAGUUUUUAGAACUGGACGAGGAUGAGAUAAGCAACCAGCGUUCGUACAUUACGGGUCAUAACAGACUCUACCAUCAUACUGAAACUUGCCUGCCAGUACAUCCCAAAGAGCUGGAUAUCGACUCCGAAGGUGAGAGCGAUCCACUUUGGCUGCGCCAGAAGACAAUCCAGAUGAUCGACGAGUUCUCCGACGUGAACGAGGGCGAGAAGGAGCUGAUGAAGCUGUGGAACCUGCACGUGAUGCGUCACGGAUUUGUAGGCGACUGCCAGCUCCCAAUUGCCUGCGAGAUGUUUUUGGACGCCAAAGGCAACGAGAUUGUAAAGAAGAAUCUCUAUCGUAACUUUAUCCUGCACAUGUGUUCACUUUUCGACUACGGCCUUAUAGCAGCCGAAACUGUCUACAAGACGGUCCAGAAGCUCCAAGGUAUGUUAAGCAAGUUCACCGCAGGGCAGGAGCUGAUGCAGCGCCAACGCGAGGAACAGCUAAAAUUCUGGUUGGACGUUGGCAUGCAUAAGAAGCAGGAGGAUCCCAAGACGCUCAAGUCGCCGCAAAAACCAAUAGCUCCCGCUGACCAAGCUUCAACCUCCUCAGCAUCGAGCUCUGGAAGUGGAGCGGUGACUAGCUCGAUGCAGCCACCCAAACGAAUGCCGGCUCAUUUGAAACGAGCCAGCGGAGGCACUGCCAAUGGAAAUCAGGGAAAGACAACGGAAAAUGGUAGCAAUGGCAGCACCAACAACAGUAAAAACGUGGCCAAGAAAAGCGCCGACCAGCCCCUAAGCACACUGGCCAACACAAGAGAGCGGCGCUCCGAUCCUGGCCAGAAACGCAAUGUCAGUGGAACGCGACUGGCGGCAACACCUGCCUCAAAACGUAAACUGAGCGCCAAAGAUAACACAGUGCUAACCAAGCGGCAGCGCUACAGCGACGGAAGUGCCGGGACAGGGGCCGGAAAUGGACAUGGACACGGAAAUGGAAAUGGCGUCGGCCGCAACAAAAGCAAUAACUAUUCACUGCCAGUAAACAAUAAUAACACCAGUAGCAGCAAGCGUCCAAUUGCCCGACGUCGAUCUACAUCAGAGAGAACAAAGGCGACAGGAUCGACGGGAGGAGCCGGUGGUGUCCGCACCAGGCUAUCGGUGCCUACUAAAUUCGAGAGGCGCUGACGCAUGCGUCGUCGCCGCUGCUGCUGCUGCUGCCCCAUUUCCUCCUCAACAAUCGCCUCUCGUUGACCAUAUAGAUCGCAGGGCUUUAAUUUGUAAUCGGCAAUUUUUACAAAAUAUCUUUAUUUCUAUUUUCUAUUAUGUUGUGUUAUAACUUAAUCGAUUUAUGAUGUUGGAAAUAUGUAAAAAACGUGUGUAAAAUUUCGAAUUGACUUCAAAAUCGUUCACUUGGUUCGUUGCUUUUAUAUUAAUACCGACUCUCUAAACCUCUUUAGUUCGACACCAAAAUCGUAAACCCAAAAUCAAAUAUACAUAUUUAACUUUUAUUUGCCAGUUACUUAAUAAUACAGAAUAUACAGGGCUUACGAAAAAUAUGUUUACUUCAAAAAUUUAUUAAUAUCAUCUGGCUUCAUGUAAAUUCACUUUUUGUGGAGAAAACAAAGAGACAAAUUGAUUCUAAUUAAUAAGCAGAUUUGUAUACAAAUAUAUAUUUACAGAAAUAAGCAAAUCUAUUUUUAAAGUGAAGUUCGUACAAGCAAAACAUACUUGUAAUAAUUGUAAUUCCAAAAAAAAAAAACACAAAAAACAAUUUCACUACAGCCUACACCUACAUUUAAACAUGCGGGCGUAAAUAAAAAUUCACUUCAAACACACGAAAAUAACAUUGCUAAAAGCCACUGAAUAAAGUAUGCAUAUAUAUUUUUACAAUGCA